AUGACUGCUCUUCGCUUUGUACGAUCUGUAUGGGAGUCCUUUCGGGCUACUUCGGGUCUAGAGCCUCGUCUGCUGGAUAAUCUCCAAGUUACUGCGGCACGACCCGGUACAGUCAACUUUGAACUGCUGAUCCAGAAGGAGCACACGAACCGACUGAAUAUCCUCCAUGGAGGCACCAUUGCAAGCAUGGUCGAUCUUGGCGGAUCUCUUGCAGUUGCUUCCCGCGGACUUUAUGCGACGGGUGUGUCUACAGACUUGAAUGUCACAUACCUUAACUCUGGGGGUAAAGUCGGCGACAAGAUUCUCGCAGAGGUGACCUGCGACAAAUUUGGCAAGACCUUGGCUUACACUAAUAUCCGAUUCACCAACGGCAAGGGUGAUGUUGUCGCAAGAGGAAGCCACACCAAGUAUGUCACUUUGGCUUGGAAGGACCCUCAGAAUAUCGUGGAGGAAAUCAACAAGCUCAAGUAA
Messenger RNA from Penicillium cosmopolitanum, 471 nucleotides. Its product is annotated as PaaI family thioesterase. The coding region runs from base 1 to 471 and encodes 156 amino acids. The record is from RefSeq and is a predicted model, not a curated record. The transcript is spliced from 10 exons. NCBI's taxonomy places the organism in Eukaryota, Fungi, Ascomycota, Eurotiomycetes, Eurotiales, Aspergillaceae. Gene Ontology annotation, molecular function: fatty acyl-CoA hydrolase activity.